Messenger RNA from Mucor velutinosus, 2289 nucleotides. RefSeq lists its product as uncharacterized. The record is from RefSeq and is a predicted model, not a curated record. NCBI's taxonomy places the organism in Eukaryota, Fungi, Mucoromycota, Mucoromycetes, Mucorales, Mucoraceae. Bases 1 to 2289 code for a protein of 762 amino acids. The transcript has 5 exons.
AUGAGUUUCGAAACCACAUCAAAUUUAUUAACUUUAAAUAACGAUCCCUUUCCAACAACCACAACUGCAACCACCACCACAAACACGACAACCACAUCUGAUGCAAAGCAUGUCUCCAAAUUGAUCUUGAGAUCUGCCCUGCAAAAGGCAAACGCAGCAGUCCAGUGUGAUUCAACAAACGAUGUGCUGGGUGCCAUCAAUGCCUAUAAAGAAGCAAUUUCUUUGCUGGAACGUGUUUUGUCUACAGUUGAAAAAGAAAACGACCGUCAGCGUUUGCAAUCUAUCCAUGAUUCUUAUUCUGAAAGAAUUCGGUUAUUGAGUACAAUUACUUCAAAAUCAGAAACUGACAUGAUCACUAAACAACAAGUAGAGGAGCAAGAGCAAUCACCCAUCGAAGAAGCACCAUUUCAACCAGAGAAACAAGAGACACUAUGGUUGGCCAAGAAAGCAAGCAUCCAAAGCUUCAGCUCCAGACAGUCGAUCAACACCACAAGCACUGCUACAGCCUCAAGGCCGUCGCAUGCAAUGAUGCUGAGAAAAAUGACAUCCUCCUCUUCAAUUGAAGGCUCCAUUCAUGAGAAAUCACCUCCUGCGCGCAAUCAUUGGCAGGAUAAUACUCCUUCUCCUUCAACUCGUCCUGUUAGUCAAAAGGAGAUGCCAAAAUUUCCUGUUUCGCCACCCAUAUUUCAGAUGCAAGCUUCAAAAAGUACUCCUACGCAUCCACACCAUCGUAAUCGUAGUAGCCGUCAACAUAAACAGAACAAUUACAGGCAUGAGGAUGCGGAUGGCGACGACGACGAUGAGGAGGAGGACAAUAUCGAUCUUGACAGUGAUGAGUUUGAUCUGGACAAGGACGAGUACAGCCUGCUUGGCCCUCAUGAGCCUAUGCCAGCAAGACCGUCGCAUCGCCGCAAUAGCAACAAUGACAGUAAUAGAUCAUCCAUCAGCUCAGUGGACUCGGCCCUUUCAUCUCAAGACUCCCUUGUGGAACAGCCUGCAAUGAAUUUACCAUCUUUAAAGAAGAAAGACCAUGGUAACACACCUAUACCAAAAGUGAGAUCUGUAUUCCGUGCUCGCACAAGCAGCCUCCCCAAAGCACCUAUCAUGCAAAGAUCGUCGUCCAUGUCAACAGUCGAAACUAUAUCAUCGCCUACAGAAGUAGAACAGCAUAAACAGCAUCAUCAUCAACCAAGGGAAGCAAUUUCCAUUGAUACCACGCCUCCCUCUCACUCUCAAACAUACCCGGCUCAAAUGAUUGUGAAUCGCCCCAUUAUCAGUCGGCCUUCAGUAGGCGGAUUAGGAUCCAUGCGCAAGAAAGCUGCCAAUCGAUUGUCCAUGGACGGAUUCACUAUUAGUAGAGCAAAAGAAAAGCUGUCCAACUCGCCGUCUGCUGGUAGCAACACCUAUGGUAACUUCUUGAAGGACCACAUUCAGCCAGUUGCUGCUGAUGAUCUGGAAUAUAUCAUGGACAGCUCUACAGCCAUUCAGGAUGAUGUUUUGCCUCAAUCUAAUUCAAGCAACGAGGACCUAUCGCUGCAAAACAGCAAGCAAUCAAGUAGUAGCCAUCUCAAGUUACUGCUUGCUCUUGAAAAGAGUAUGCUGGAAGGCGCUCAUAUUACACAAAGACUGUAUAUACCCAAAAGCUUAUGGCAACAGCCCAAUAUUCGACUCUCUUCCAUGGACAUCAAAGUAUCAGCAUGCGAAUCACUGUUGACAGACAUAGUACGCCUCGAGAACUGGUCCUAUCUGGACGACCUCAUCAGUUCCACUCGUCUUUUGGAUCAUUUUGAAACGUCAGUGGAUCACCUUCAGAUGACACUUUCCAAGAAAUUGAAAAGAGACAGCAUCAUUGAAAGCAGUUCAAAUAGUGGAUCAAGCCAGCUCAGUCAUAAUGGAAGUAUCCAUCAUAGCUCAAGCCGUGAUUCCAUAUCCAUGAGCCGUAUGGACAGCGGAAAGAAGACACAAUCCUUCAUGUCAUGGGGCACGAAAUUGACAAAAUCAGUGGAGCGAAUGAAUGCGUUUAGUUUGACAAAGACUGAGGACCAGUAUAAAAACUACAUUGAAGUAUUGCAAAAGCUGUUUGCCAAGAUUCAUGUGUUAGAACACUGGUUGAAUCACUAUCACACUGAAAAGCAAAAAUCAAGACAAGUUCAGCAUGAUGUGUUGAUUGCAAAAUUAAUCAAAAUUUGUACUGUUAUAAAUACUGUUAUAGGUGGAUUCGUUGUGAGAGAUAUCACUGUAUUACUUGCUAAAUGGUUGAAACGAGGUGGCUCCUGGGUCAAUGAGUAG